AUUCGGGAGGCGGGGUCACGUGAGUCACAAAAAGCUAAAAGUACGCAGCAAGGUGUCAUUUCUAGCUUUAACCAGUUGAGAGAUGUCUCCUUUAAAGGUUUGGACUAACCGCCUACGGGGGUUGUUGCUGCAGUGGCUGCUGCUUCUUUCGCUUCUGAGCGCCACUGGGUCGUUCAGAUCUAAAAUUUUUACGAAGCACGUGCUUCGCUCCAACCUCAGCACAUCUUUUUACGUCUUGGAUGAUACUCCCGGGCUUGAUCGGGUGUUCGAUGGGAUCGGCGGGGUGAGCGGAGGCGGGGCAACCUCCCGACUUCUGGUCAAUUAUCCUGAGCCUUAUCGGUCUGAAAUAUUGGAUUAUUUGUUUAAGCCAAACUUUGGUGCUUCUUUACAUAUUCUGAAAGUGGAAAUAGGUGGUGAUGGACAAACGACAGAUGGCACUGAACCCUCCCAUAUGCACUAUAAAGGCGAUGAGAACUAUUUCCGGGGCUAUGAAUGGUGGUUGAUGAAGGAAGCUAAGAAGAGGAAUCCCAAUAUUAAACUUAUUGGGUUGCCAUGGUCAUUUCCUGGUUGGAUAGGUUCAGGUAAAAGCUGGCCCUAUGACAGUCCCUCCAUUACUGCAUUAUAUAUUGUGUCUUGGAUAUUGGGUGCUAAAAAGUAUCAUAAUUUGGACAUUGAUUAUAUUGGGAUUUGGAAUGAGAGAUCAUUUGACAUUCAGUAUAUAAAGAUAUUAAGAAAAAUGCUUAAUCAAAAAGACCUGGACAGAGUGAAAAUCAUAGCUAGUGAUAACCUCUGGCUGCCCAUUUCCAUUUCCAUGCUACUUGAUGAUGAACUCCUGGAUGCCGUUGAUGUUAUUGGGGCUCAUUAUCCUGGAACCCAUACUGUACAGGAUGCUUUGAAGACCAACAAAAGCCUCUGGUCUUCUGAAGAUUAUAGUACUUUUAAUAAUGAAGUGGGUGGAGGCUGCUGGGCUCGCAUCUUGAACCAGAAUUUUGUAAAUGGCCACAUGACUUCCACAAUUGCUUGGAACUUAGUGGCUAGUUACUAUCCGCAACUACCUUUUGGGAGAGAUGGAUUGAUGACUGCUCAGGAGCCUUGGAGUAGCCAUUAUGUUGUAGAGACUCCUAUCUGGAUUUCAGCUCAUACCACUCAGUUUGCUCAACCAGGGUGGCGAUACCUAAAAACAGUUGGCCAUUUACAAAAUGGUGGAAGCUAUGUAGCUCUUACAGAUGGCUUAGGUAACCUCACUAUUAUCAUUGAAACCAUGACUCAUGAACAUUCGAAAUGCAUAAGGCCACCUCUUCCUUUUUUUCUGGUGUCUGAACAAACUACCACUUUCUCUCUUCAGGGAACCUUUAAAGAAUUAAGAAUGCUACAGGUAUGGUAUUCCAAACUUGGAAAAAAACCUUGGAAUGACACUUUCUUAUUCAAACAACUACCUCCUCUAAAGAUUACUAAUGGAACAGUCACAUUACAAUUGGGUUUGGAUGAAGUGUAUACUUUAACAACCAUCACUACAGGUCAAAAGGGCAGUCAUCCUACUCCUCCAGAAUCACGGCCAUUUCCAUCUAACUUUGAAGAUAAUUUCAAUGUUGGCAAUCCACCUUUUAGUGAAGCUCCAAAUUUUGCCGAUCAAACAGGUGUAUUCGAAUACUUCACCAAUGACCAGGACACAUCAGGUCAUUCCUUCACCUUACGCCAAGUGCUCACUCAGAGACCUAUCACUUGGGCUAUGGAUGCAGAUCAGACCAUCAGUAUUAUAGGAGAUCAUAACUGGAGGGAUAUAACAAUAACUUGUGAUGUGUACAUGGAGACACCGGUGACGGGUGGCAUAUUCAUUGCUGGAAGAGUAAAUAAGGGUGGGUCAUUCAUUCGAAGUGCCCAAGGAGUUUUCUUCUGGAUUUUGGCAAAUGGGACAUAUGAAGUUACAGGUGAUCUUGAGAGGAGGAGGAUAAUAAAGGGAGGAAAAGCUAAUGUCAUGGCUAAAAAAUGGUACACUCUCACUCUGAAUAUUACUGACUCCUCUGCUUAUGGCAUGCUAAAUAAUAGGGUUCUCUGGAAAACUCAGCUAAGGCCAUUACCCAGGAAUGGUUGGGCAGCAAUUGGAACACGUAGCUUCGAGUUUGGACAGUUUGAUAACUUUCACAUCCAGGCUUAAAAGUUAGAAUUCUUGAAACUCUCAAAUAAUGAUUCCUCCCUUCACAUGUAUUUUGAGUUUGGAUUUAGAGUCAAUUCCCUUGGGAUUUUUGAGACAGGAAAACAUUGAAGGAAUUUCUAUUUUCACACUUGACAAUACUGCAUAUCUUGUUGAAUUUAAUAUAUUCUAAUUUUUAAAUUUCAUUUCAAAAUUCCCCUUUAAUUUCAGAGUAUCAUAUUGCUUCUGUUUCUUAGCACUUUUUUUCCUUCAGAUCUCACAAAGAUUUUAUUCCAAUAUUGAGGGAAUUAGUUCUUUUAUCUGGUAUGAAAUUAGUUAUGUUGUAAUAACUACUAAAAAGAACUUUAAAUAUUUAUUUACUAUUAUUUAACAUACUCACAUGCAUCACAUCUCAUGGUGAAAAAAAUGUCUUAAUCAGAGUCUUUUGUUUCUUCCAGUUAGUUUUAUGCAAUGCCUAAGGGAGCCUCAAAGGGUAGUGCUUUAUGAAUUACUGUAGUAUUUUCAUCCUUUCAUUGUAUAUGAACAUUGAAAAGAUGGUAAUGGAAACAAAGGUGGGGCCAUAUCUAAAAUUCCUUAUUAAUUAACUACCUCCUAAACUUUCUUGAGUCAAUAAUAAAUGAAUGGAUAAUUUGAGACCUUCAUGAUAUAAUUAUUUUCCCUUGUUUGGUGUGGUCCGCUCUUUCUUGGCAGUUUUUUUUUAAUAUUCUAGAAAAAAUUGUUUAAUAUUUUUGCUUGCAGAAAGAUGGGAAGGAUUGUGCCUUGUUUUAUCACACAAAAUGGAAUUGUUGAAUGACUUUUGCAGUUAUCAGAGAUGGCUACAAUUUAAUAACUUUAAUUCAUUGAUCAAUUUAUAUUUGAAGAGUGAAGCAUAUACUUUUUUUAAAAAACCCAUACCUUCUGACUUGUAUCAAUAUGAUAAGGUAAAGGCUAGGUAAUUAGGGUUUAGUUAUUUGUUGAAGAAAUAUCUGAGGCCACAUUUGAACCCAGUUCCUCCUGACUUCAGGACUGGCGCUCUAUGUACUGUGUUAUCUAGCAGCCGCAACAUAUGUGCUUUUUUUUUAAACCAACUCUUUUAGAAUUGAUAGUAAGUAUUGUUUCCAAGUUUGAAGAGUAAUAAGAUCUGGACAAUUGGGCAAGUCACUUGGUAUCACAAGGCUAGGAAGUGUGGAGUGUCUGAGGCUGGAUGUGAACCCAGGACCUCCUGUUUCCAGACCUGGAGCUCUAUGAGCUAUGCCACUGUCCCAUAUGCUUUUUUUAUAUAAUUUCCUUCUAAAAGUUCACAUUCUUUUUAGGAGUAUCUCAGUUAUUUACAUGGAAAAUAUCUCUUAUAUAGUCCAGAAGGAAAAAAAGAAAACUACAUUCUAGAAGAGCUUAAAUGAUUUAACUAUUUCUCAGCUAUAAAAUGAAUAACCUUAGGUGUACUAUAGCAUAUCUUUUAACAUCAAAAGGCAGAAUUGCUAUGCUAUGGUCAUUUAUAUUUUGCUCAUUUCUGAUUUUUGAUUAAUUUACUUUGGCCUUUCAUCUGUAAAGAAAUGUUUGCUCUUCAGAUUUUAAGGCUAAACAAAAUUUAGAAUGAAUAUUUGACCUAAUUAAGAAGGUGAAACUUUUGGGAUUUCCUGUUUGCCAUGAAGCCUUUCCUGACAACUAGCUUUCUAUUGAUCUGUCUCUCUCCUCUCAGUGCCUUCACAUUAUAACUGUACCACAUCACUGGGUACCUGUACCUUUCCUCAUUCGGAUUAAUGAUGUUUAAGUUCUUUGGCUGGUUUGCAGUCUUGAGGUCAAAAGUCUUGUUUAUCUUCUUGUCUCUCUCAGUAAUUAGCCCUGUGAUGUAUGAGGAGUAGGUACUUGGUAAGUGUUUGCUCAUUUGUUCCUCGUAUUUACCCACAAUAACCAGGUAUAUAAAUGGAUGCUGCUAAUCA
This is a messenger RNA of Monodelphis domestica (gray short-tailed opossum), 4071 nucleotides long. RefSeq names its product galactosylceramidase (gene GALC). Gene Ontology annotation, cellular component: lysosome. Gene Ontology annotation, molecular function: galactosylceramidase activity. The record is from RefSeq and is a predicted model, not a curated record. Gene Ontology annotation, biological process: galactosylceramide catabolic process. NCBI's taxonomy places the organism in Eukaryota, Metazoa, Chordata, Mammalia, Didelphimorphia, Didelphidae.